CCCAAAUCUACCUACCUGUUCCUGCCUGAGAUUCUGCCUCUUUUUCUUCUCCUCUUUUCUUCGAAUCCCCCUCCGUUCCCACCAUACCCUGUCUAUAUUGACAGCUCGCAAUCGCUCAUCUCAGCUUGCCGACCACACAAGGCCUCUCCAUGUCUAUACAAGCUCUUUAAGCUGACAAUUGCCCACCUUGCUACCCCAGUGUGCCCCUUCGCACACUUUCACCACUAUCUUUUCUACAUUGCGUCCCUCACACGGGAUCCCUUAACGAAUUCGGCCUAAAACCGAAACACUCAGAAUCCAGAGCCCUUACAUUUCCGAGACUUCAGACGACGGACAAGCGAACCGUUGAACAAGCCGUUGGUAGUUGUGGCCGCUUUGCAAGCAUCAAACAUUUGCAAAUCGAUGUCCGUGGUCCACACAGCUACAUGCCUCAUCUACACAAUUGGGCGCUAUAAGUUUACCGUCUCCCUAGCCCUACGAAUCUACGAUACACGGACGGACCUCAAAAACCACACGUAUUCCCCGCCUCGACAGCACAAGGCAAAGCAUUUCCGCCCGUCCACCACAGGCUGGUCAGCCCUUCCCUUCGCUGCCUAGAGGUACUCGGUCUUCUAACCAGACUUGAACCCUGGCCAAAAAAACACCCUGGUUCCCACGGCAGCGACGGUCCGGCGCCCUGGAAAGGAUCCACAACAACAAUUGAUUGUCCGGGCGGCGCAUUCCAGGCACGCCAGGCACUGCUAGGCUAUAGGCUUUGCUAACCCCCUAUCUUUUUUCCUUUGCCUCGACCAUGACGGCGAUCAUAUCGCCAGCCUCGUCUCCAGCGACCUCUCCGCCCGCCAUCGACACCUCGGCCUCGACCUCAGCCGCUCAUCCCCCACUUCCUCCGCUCAUGACCUCGCCGCCCGCUCGCAGGAGCGCGCUACCGCGGCCAAUGUCGCACGCGUCCAAGAACCGCCUGUCGCAGUACUCGACUGUGAGCUCGAUUCCCUCACGCUCCCGGCCGCCCUCUCAACUGUUCCCCAUCUAUCCAUCCAGUCUGCCGUACACGCUGGUGCGAGACUUCGCCUACCCCGUGGGUCAUCCUAUGCACUAUGGACCCCCACCGGAACCUUCGCGGCCACCCUCAGGCAUGACUACCCCAGCCAGCGAGCAACGGCGCCUAUCUGACCCUCCGACAUCUUGGGAUCGCCACAGCUGGGAGAACUCAUGGAGCAGCGACGGCUGGGGACGGGCGAACGAUCUCCCCGCGAUGCAGUUCGCCGAUGGUCCUCCGUGGAGCGAGGAUGAAGAUCUUCAGAGCCCUGUGGUCAGUUCGCGACACAAGAAGAACAAGUCAGCUGGCGGCAGUGGCGGCAGUGGCUAUGGUGCGGGAAGGAGCGGCGGUGGUUCGGUCAUGAACCCGAGCAACUACGACCGGGAGAGGGGUUACUACGUUGGCACCAGUGGGGAUGGCAGCGAGCGCUACUACGUGAACCAGGGAGGCGAGGCUAACGGGCCGGGCGGCGAGUACGUGACGUAUCCGGCCGAUCAGGCACGCCACAGCGCAUACCAAGUUGCCGACCAACAGCCACGCCAGUACGAAGACGAUUACCCAUCCGACUUGGACGACUCCAGCCCUGGUGGCUAUCACGAGACGGACGAAUCGCGUUAUUCGCGUGAUUACCAGUUUACAAUUACCUCUCCCGAUGAGGAGAUGCACGGUAAGGCCGUGGCGCUGUACGACUUCCAGCGGGAAGACGAGAACGAGUUGCCUUUGGUUGAGGGUCAAAUCAUCUGGGUGUCGUAUCGACACGGACAGGGCUGGUUGGUUGCGGAAGACCCGAAAACGCAAGAGAGCGGACUUGUACCAGAGGAAUAUGUGCGGCUGCUACGCGAUAUCGAAGGAGGUAUGAACAGCCUCACCGGCCAGCUUAGCGAAAGCCCUGUUAGCCCGGUGGAAGCUGGAACACCGACUCAGGCGGAACACACUGCUGCUACCUCUGGCGGAUCUUUUGGCCACACUCCCACACAAAGCCUAAGCUCCAACAGUGGUGGCGGGUCUGGUGUGAAUGGCAACAACAAUAACAACAGCAGCAACAACAACAAUAAUAAUAACAGCAGCAACAGCAACAAUACCCACUCGACACCAAUCUCAAGCUCCAAUACCAAUGGGUAUGGACACAGCCACUCUGGGUCCGAUUACAAGUACCAUCAGCCGGUCGUAUCAACCUUCUCAACGUCAAGCAAGGACCUCGAUCCCUAUCCGCAACACCUUUUGGGAACACAGGCUGGCCAAGCUCCACCGCAGGUCGUCCACUAUCAUGGACAACGGGGUGGCAGUCAAGCGAACACGCCCACGAACUUAUUUCAUGAUGCCGGUUUGAUGCGCCGCGGCAGUCAGGACACUGUCGGCAGAAACGAGAGGAGGGGUAGUGAGCAAGGGACGUUGCAGACCUUGCUUGGCGCGAGGCUGGAAAAGACAGCGAAAGAAGCUGCAAUAGAAAACCAGAGUAUCAGCGAAGAGGCUGAGCCGGAGGUCGCGAUGGAUCUCAAGCCACAAAAGACAGGGGAAGCGGCAGCGGAAGCGGACAGGUGAUGAAGGUGGAAUGUGCAGGGGUGGUGGUGAUGAUGAUUGCUAUAUGCGACACGACGCAAUGUCCUGCUGAAAACUGAGGCUGAAAGCGGGCUCAGUCAUUUAAAGCGAAGGGAGUAUAAGGCUGGAGAGGGAGCGGUGAUAAUGAUCGAAUAAUCCCCAUGUAAUGGACGAUAGGGAGACUCAGGCUACUGACAUGAGCAUACUUUAUCAGGGAGCGAUGUAGAACGGAACAUUGCGACUUAAUGACGUCCACUUUCUUGCAUACUCAUCCAUCAUUCCUGUUCUCGCUCUCUUUGCGCUUUCGUUGGGAGUUUGCAUUCUUCUUCUUCCUGUUAUUUUCCGUCACCAUCUGAAUUGGGUAGCAGCGCAAUCGAGAUAAUCAAGGGCUGAGGAGGAGCUAGAAGGGGAGAGGCAGGAGUACGAGGAGCUAAAGUAAGCCGGGAUAUCACUUAUUGUCCAAGCAGUUGUUCUGUGUACAGAUUGCAGAGACUGACAGCGUGGUCUGGUCGAACAAAAGGAAUUAAUACGGUGCUACGGAAGCUAUACGUAAUGCACAACGCUCAAAAGUCAUUCGUCAUAUUCCCUAGCCACUGCCUUUGGACUCUGAAAUUGAUGAGUGAGCCAAGGUGCUAGGAGCAGGCGUCAAAUCAAGAAUCAGUACACUGCAUAAAGACUAGGACCUUACUAGUAGUAGCAUGUUAAUCGAGCCCACCCGAACUGCACCGAUAUCUCCGCAUCCUUUUGUUGGCAGCCUGGGUGGUAAGUACGCAGUAUACUGAGAAACCCACCCUGGAUA
This is a messenger RNA of Neurospora crassa OR74A, 3374 nucleotides long. Its product is annotated as SH3 domain-containing protein. Gene Ontology annotation, molecular function: protein binding. The record is from RefSeq and is a predicted model, not a curated record. Lineage: Eukaryota; Fungi; Ascomycota; Sordariomycetes; Sordariales; Sordariaceae. The transcript has a single exon. The coding region runs from base 791 to 2578 and encodes 595 amino acids.